CUUAUUCAUUCCAUUUCAAGCAGGUAUUGGACUUACCAAGCGUACCCUGAGACCCAAAUAAAUGUAACAACUUUCCCACCCGCCAAGAUUUCCUCGUAAUCUCCGCAAUCACCAUUUCGCUUCUUUCUUUUCUGACUACUUUUACUCCUCCCUCCACAGACACGCACACACCCACGCAGCAUCGCUCAUCACCAUUUCCUUUCCAAUACCCUAGUCAUGAAAACAACCACCACCGCAACUAUCACCGCCACGAUUCCCACCCCUUAUAAGCGUAAACAGAUCAACGUCGACGGCGGCUUCAACAUGGAGCAGGAGGAAAAGAAAACUGUUGGCAUUAUGACCGAUGGAGUUAGUAACGGUUUCUAUGCUGUUGACCCGUUCUUUUUGAAAUGGACGGUGCAUGAUAUGGUCACUGUGGCUAAGCAUCAUUGGCUUCCUUGCUUUUUUGGAUUUGGGUUGUUGUUUUUCAUGGCCGUGGAGUACACGCUCCCCAUGGUGCCAGCAUCAUCGCCUCCGUUUGACUUGGGAUUUGUUGCCACGCGCCGCCUUCACGGAUUGCUGUCCUCGUGGCCGGAGCUCAAUACUUUACUCGCUGCUCUUAAUACGGUAUUUGUGGGUAUGCAAACAACAUAUAUCCUAUGGACGUGGCUAGUUGAAGGCAGACCUAGAGCAACAAUCUCUGCGUUAUUUAUGUUCACUUGCCGUGGGAUUCUGGGUUACUCCACUCAGCUUCCAUUGCCAGAGGAAUUUCUGGGGUCAGGAGCGGACUUUCCGGUGGGUAAUGUAUCGUUUUUUUUGUUUUUCUCAGGUCAUGUUGCAGGGUCUGUGAUUGCAUCAUUGGAUAUGAGAAGAAUGCAGAGGUGGGAAUUGGCUUGGACAUUUGAUGUGCUUAAUGUUCUGCAAGUUAUUAGGCUUCUUGGUACUAGGGGUCACUAUACCAUAGAUUUAGUUGUUGGUGUUGGUGCUGGUAUUCUCUUUGAUUCACUCGCUGGAAAAUAUCAAGAGUGCAUACGAAGGAAAUCAAUUGCUGCUAAAGAGGCGUUCUUUAGUUAGAGGAUGGCACAAGAUUCCGAAAGGUAAUACGAGUGACUGGUAGGUGGUAUUUUGCAGAAAGGUAAAAGGGUCUGUGAAGUUCCAUGAUCUGGGAAAAAAAACAAAAAAAGGUGUAGGGAGAUACAGAAAAUUGUCAGGUCUCACAACAGAGGACCUAGAUGAGGGGUUAAUGCCACUGGAUUUGUUUAAUGUAUUUCCUUCUCCAUGACCUUACACGAUUUUAAUGAAGUUGGCAGUAUUUUGUUCA
Messenger RNA from Populus euphratica (Euphrates poplar), 1300 nucleotides. Its product is annotated as phosphatidylcholine:diacylglycerol cholinephosphotransferase 1-like. The coding region runs from base 217 to 1053 and encodes 278 amino acids. Lineage: Eukaryota; Viridiplantae; Streptophyta; Magnoliopsida; Malpighiales; Salicaceae. The record is from RefSeq and is a predicted model, not a curated record. Gene Ontology annotation, molecular function: diacylglycerol cholinephosphotransferase activity. The transcript is spliced from 3 exons.